Molecule: messenger RNA, 1924 nt
Organism: Tarenaya hassleriana
Lineage: Eukaryota; Viridiplantae; Streptophyta; Magnoliopsida; Brassicales; Cleomaceae
Product: coiled-coil domain-containing protein SCD2
Exons: 17
Coding region: 71-1687 (538 amino acids)
Biological process (GO): cytokinesis by cell plate formation
Source: RefSeq, a predicted model, not a curated record
GCAGUUCACCUCUCUGACCUAGUCCUUCUCCCUGAGAGUAUAUAUGACUCUGUGAUUGCUGUAUGCGUGUAUGCAUAUGCCGUGUGAGAUGCCGGAAAACUGGGGACCUGGAAGCUCGGCUUCGUCUUCGCCGGCGAUAUCGCCGUCUCACCGUCUGCACGGCGGAGGAUCCUCCGCUAUGAACACCUUGCGGAAGCAGAAUGCCGCCGAGAUGCUCGCAAAGGUCAUGGAGAGGCGGGACCAUGACUAUGAUUACGAGGGCAACGAUGGAGAUGAGGAUCUUUACCACAUCGAUCUUCCUCCUCUGUUGCCAUCUCGCCGGAAUGGUAGAGGUACGGUCAACGGGAACGGAUCCCAUCUGGAGUUUCCGGAAAUUUCGAUAGGGCGUCCAAAACGUGACGGCGAGUUGAAUGAUAACGGAACUGCAUCCGAUGCGAGUCGGAGUCCGAUCAAGGGUCGUGAACAGAACGGAAAUGGAGUUCGGAUUGAUGUGCCGUUGAAGCCACCGGAGGAGGAUCACAUGAAGUAUAAGAAAAGUUUCAGAUUCCGCCAAGAUAUUCUAGUUCAGAAUUUUUCCAAUGAGAAGGAAGAUGAUCGGGAAGCUUCAGCGCUGCGUGAUGAGCUGGAUAUGCUACGCGAGGAAAAUGAAAAUAUAUUGGAUAAGCUAAGAUGGGCGGAAGAAAGGCGAGAGGGAGCAGAAGCAAGGGCUAGGGAGCUCGAGAAACAGGUUGCCUCUAUCGGCGAAGGAGCAAAUUUUGACGCCAAACUGGUGAAGAGGAAAGAAGCGGUGUUGCGUCAAAGAGAGGCGGCACUAAGGACUGCGGAACAGAGAAAAGAUGGAAGAAACAAGGAAAUCGAAACCCUUCGUUCAGAUUUUCAGAGCUUGAAAGAUGAAGCCGAGAAGGCUGUGGAACGGCUUCAAGAGGCAGAGAUGGAAACCAAGUCUCUCCGGACGAUGAUACAUAGGAUGACUUUGACACAAGAAGAAAUGGAGGAAGUUGUCCUAAAGAGAUGUUGGCUUGCACGCUAUUGGGGAUUAGCUUUCCAAUAUGGAAUUUGCGAUGAUAUAGCAACGUCGAGGCAUGAAUAUUGGUCAGCUUUGGCUCCUCUUCCCUUUGAAGUUGUCCUCUCAGCUGCACAAAAAUCCGAAGACUCAUGGCAGCCAGGCAGUAACGAUCGUGCUUGGAGCAAAGUUGUUAGGAACUUAACCGAUGCAAAUGGAGAAGGCAACAUAGAAAGCAUGCUCUCUGUCGAAGUGGCUUUGCGGGAGUUAGCGUCUUUAAAGGUCGAGGAUGCUGCAAUGGUUGCAUUCGCACAGAAGAGAUUGACAAAUCUGAUCCGACGCACCAUCACUGAUCCAAGAAUGCAAGGGGAUUCCAAGUUUGUCGAGGCAUUUGAGUUGAGCGAAGAAGAGGCGCAGGAUGUUCUCUUCAAAGAGGCAUGGUUGAUGUAUUUCUGGAAAAGAGCCAAAGCUCAUGGCGUGGAAAGCGAUAUAGCGGAAGAGCGUCUUCAGUUUUGGAUCAACCGUAUAGGGCAACCUCCGAUGUCACACGACGCAGUCGAUGUGGAGAGAGGAAUGGUGGAGCUGAGGAAGCUGGGGAUAGAGCAGCAGCUUUGGGAAGCUUCACGCAGAGAGAUGGUGGACUCCACUGCUUCUGCUACCUCUUUCGAUGAAACCGAUUCAUAACAAGAACGGGAAAGAAACCACGGUCCAUUCCUUUUGCUCUUAUUCUCCAUCCCUAUAAUCAUGAAUCCUCCAUCAUUUGUUGCAGAUCAUUUUUGUUUGUACAAAACAUAUUGUUCCAUACCUAUCUGAUGUUUUAAGGAUUUUCUUUUCUUUUUUAUAAAUGUCAAAGGGCUUGCCGUUGUUAAAACUUUUCGAAAUCUUUGCGGAUAGACAGUAAAACCAUUUGAAACUUUGUUA